AUUACAUUCAUAGUAACUCCUAAUAAGGAAUUGGGUGAUAGCCUAAACCUGCCCAUUUGCUGAUACCAGCUGUAUGGCUGAAGGAAGUAAGACUGCAAAGGAGGUCUUUAAAAAGACACUACCAAAGCUUAUUAACACACUUGGGAAGGAACCCCCUUUUACUAUUGUCACUGCUUUUUUAUAUGCUAAAGGACUGAUUGCAGAACAAGAACUUAAAGCCAUUAAGACCAAACAAGGUGUUGAAAGAGGUAGUGAAGUGGCUUUUAAGCUCACAGACAAGAUAAAGGAUAGUGAUGAUCCUACUGCCUGUCUACUUACGAUAUGUGAGAUAUUUGAAUCUGAUGAUGUAGAAAAUGAUACAUUGAAAAAACAUGGAGCAAGCAUGAGAGAGAGUAUAUCAAACGGCACAACUGCUACACCUCAAGUUUCUUCAUACCCUCCAACUGUGGCACCUAGGACAAACCCUAAUAAACUAAGUGCUUCAGACCGGUUUAGAAGAGUUUCUGAUAGACUUGUAGGCUCCAUAUCAUCUUGUCUGACUACAGUGUCAGGGAAACUUAAUGCAAGGAGGCUGAUAGCACAGGAGCUACAUGAUGAAAUGAUUAAUGGUCGUGAUAUUGAUUCAAAAAAAGCUGCCAAGCUAGUACAUGCAAUGCAGAAUACUCUUGAUGCCCAUGCUAAUCCUGAGACAUAUCUAAAUGAUGUGUGCUCAGCAUUGAAAGAUGUUGGAGAGAUACCAAUCACUAAUAUAGUGAAUGAAUUACAAUAGUGAAACAGAUUUAUUCUACUCAUAAUCAACUGCUGCAUUGAAUAAUUUAUUAGGUUUUGUGCAUGUGCUUUGAAUAUGACUUUAAUACAUUGUUUGUGUGAUUUUUUUA
Messenger RNA from Amphimedon queenslandica, 878 nucleotides. RefSeq lists its product as uncharacterized. The record is from RefSeq and is a predicted model, not a curated record. The coding region runs from base 74 to 769 and encodes 231 amino acids. The transcript is spliced from 5 exons. Lineage: Eukaryota; Metazoa; Porifera; Demospongiae; Haplosclerida; Niphatidae.